AUGGAAUCUCUAUCCAAUGUCCCCAUCAUCAUCCCAUCCCAUGCAGGCCUUGUCUGUUCAAGGACGUGGGUUGCGGAGCUUUGGAAGUUGUGGGAAGGAGUGAACGUUCUUGCGCCUCUUGACCUCGAGGUGAGAGGCGUAUUCACGGGCAUCCCGCACGGGAACAUACUCGUCAAAGUUCUCUCGCGCCCCGUCCUUCCAGUGCACCACGACCUUGUUUCGUCUGCCGUCAUGUGCCAGCCGAUCCAUGAUUUCGGUGGCGCUCGCGUCCCUCGAAAGGGAAAGGGGGAUCAGCCGUCCCCCGUAUGCAUCGUGAUGCCUGCCUCGGGACCUGUCAGUUCUGUCGACGACGUUGAUGGUCCAGCUCCCCUGCUCGGCCCUGCUCCUCCUUUUCGCACUGCUAGCCGCGGGACCACCACCACGCAUGUCAUUAAUUAA
Messenger RNA from Clonostachys byssicola, 438 nucleotides. Lineage: Eukaryota; Fungi; Ascomycota; Sordariomycetes; Hypocreales; Bionectriaceae. The record is from the annotation of a GenBank genome assembly.